AUGAUUAACUCAGUGAACUUCACCGCACCCGAAGCAUUUACAAACUCCACAACUCAAACCAUUGGGCUACCGGAAAGUCUGGAAAUCUGUGUGUACUUCAUCUAUUUCCUGUUUGGUCUUCCUCUACACUCCUAUGUUUUAUGGCUCAUCAUCACAGGAACAGGAAGUGGAGUUGCAUCAGAGUUCUUCAACCUCAAUCUCUCUGUUUGUGAGAUUGCAAACUCUUUGAACUGCUUUUUCUUUGUACUUUCAAUUUGGUUUUCAAGUCACUUGACCCUAAAAUUGUUUUUAAUAGGACUCUCUGUCACUGGCCGUCCUCUGUUUCAGUGUCUGAUGUGUGUUGAGCGUUACCUGGCAGUGGUUCAUCCUGUAACCUUUCUGAAGUUCAAACCUCUCAGAUAUAGAGUGAUCUGCUGCACUGUGGCCUGGAUAAUGACGCUUGGUUCUUGUUUGUGCUGCAUGUUAAUUUUAGUUUCAGUCAACAUUAUUGCACAUACAAGGUUCGUCUUGUUGCAGUUUAUCUUCUUCCUCUCCAUUCAGUUGUUCUGCUGUUUUGCUGUUCUCAGAGCUCUGAAGCAGUCAGGACCAGGAGAGAGAAGGAGAGAGAGAGAAGAGGAAAACAACAUGAAGAGAAGAGCUUUUUAUCUCAUUCUAAUAACUACUGUGACCUUGGUUAUCACAUAUGUGCCAGUUAGUAUCUCUGCAUUCUUUACCAUUCUGGGACAGCAAUACAGUUUGUUAUUUUGGUAUCCUGCUCUGUUUUGUUAUGUUCUAGCUGGUUUUGUUCAGCCUGUUCUUUAUCUGCACCAGGGUGGAAAAUUCUCUUGCCUCUGUUCUCCAUAAAGCCUGUAGAAAAUUUAAUUAUACCUACUUUUAUUUGUAUUUAUUUAUUUAUUGAUAACUUUUAGUAAUGAAUGAGGUUGUUUUUUUUAUUUUUUUAUUUUGUUCUUUCAACUGAAUUGUCUCUGUCCUCUUAAACGGCUGUUUAUUUUGGUCUUUACACUGCUGAAUCACACACUGUCAUAUGUGUGCAAAUGUCACACACUUACAAAUCCAUGUAUUGUUCCUCAAAAGUGUUCCUUAUAUCAUCCGGAUAUCUUUUAAGUGCAGCUUUAUUUGGUAUAUGGUAAAAAGCUGUGCACCCUGACUUCUAAAAUAUGAAUAGCAGCCAACCACUGAGAUUUCAAAUAGUAAUUUCAGGGAGUUUUGAAAGUUUUGUGUUUAAUAUAGACAGAAACUAAAUGAAAAAUAGCCAUGUGUCCAUGAAGAAAUCCCAUUUAUUUUAAGUUUAUUCUUAGUGUGUUUAUCUGAUAUAUUUAUUAUAAAUGGUAGCUAUUUGCUUGUUUUUCAAAUAAAUCAAAAAUUCCUUAUAUGUGCAGACUUUUAAAUGAUUAAGGAUUUUAGAAUACAUUUUUGUAUUAUGUUUAGAAUUUUUAAUGAUGGUGGAUUUUAUGAAAUUAUUCCUGGGAUGGUUAUAAUAUGGGAUGGUUUGAUGGUUAGAGUUGUAU
Ctenopharyngodon idella (grass carp) is the source of this 1508-nucleotide messenger RNA. RefSeq names its product uracil nucleotide/cysteinyl leukotriene receptor-like. Gene Ontology annotation, cellular component: membrane. The coding region runs from base 1 to 843 and encodes 280 amino acids. The record is from RefSeq and is a predicted model, not a curated record. Gene Ontology annotation, biological process: positive regulation of Rho protein signal transduction; phospholipase C-activating G protein-coupled receptor signaling pathway. Gene Ontology annotation, molecular function: G protein-coupled receptor activity. NCBI's taxonomy places the organism in Eukaryota, Metazoa, Chordata, Actinopteri, Cypriniformes, Xenocyprididae. The transcript has a single exon.